GCUUGUACUUUUUUUUGUUUUACUUUUUCCUAUUUUUAACAUUCUUCCUUUAAAGAGUAAAAUAAAACAAUGAGCAGAUUACCAGUUGUAGUCAUGGAUAACGGUACAGGGUACACUAAACUCGGUUUUAGUGGAAACAAUGAGCCAUCUUUUGUUUUCCCAACUGCUAUUUCAACACGAGAAUCGCCUUCAACUUCAGGUAGACCCGGAGUACCUAGCAAACCUUCUUUUCUGAGCAACAAUUUAGCUUCCAAGCGAGGUAUUGAAGACCUUGAUUUUUAUAUUGGUGAUGAAGCACUUGCUCAAGCAAAGACGAUGGCUUUAAAUUACCCUAUUCGUCAUGGUCAAAUUAAUAACUGGGAUCAUAUGGAAAGAUUUUGGGAACAGUCCAUCUUCAAAUACUUGCGUUGUGAGCCUGAAGACCAUCAUUUCCUCUUGACUGAACCACCAAUGAAUUCCCCAGAAAACCGUGAAAUGACAGCAGAAAUUAUGUUUGAGUCCUUCAAUGUGCAAGGUCUUUACAUUGCUGUUCAAGCCGUAUUAGCCUUGGCUGCUUCUUGGACCUCCAGUAAAGUCAGUGAGCAAACCUUAACCGGUACUGUAGUUGAUUCCGGAGAUGGUGUUACUCAUGUCAUCCCCGUUGCUGAAGGUUAUGUCAUUGCCAGUUCCAUCAAGAGUGUACCUAUUGCCGGUAGCGAUAUUACCUCAUUUGUUCAAAACUUACUUCGUGAACGUGGCGAGACAAAUAUCCCUCCCGAGGACUCAUUCCGUAUUGCUCAAGCCAUCAAGGAAGAUUACAGUUAUGUUUGUCCUGAUAUUGUCAAGGAGUUCAAGAAAUAUGAACAAGAACCCCAAAAAUAUUUCAAGAAAUACGAUGGUGUUCAUUCAUUGACCGGCAAGGAUUAUUCUGUUGAUAUUGGAUUCGAACGUUUCCUUGCACCCGAAAUCUUUUUCAACCCAGAAAUUGCCAGUUCUGAUUUCUUGACACCUUUACCCGAGAUUGUUGAUACAGUAAUUCAAACCAGUCCUAUCGAUGUUCGUAGAGGUUUAUAUAAAAACAUUGUAUUAUCCGGUGGAUCUACCAUGUUUAAGGGAUUCGAUAAGAGACUUCAACGUGAUAUUAAGCGCACCGUCGAUCGUCGUAUUCAACUUUCUGAGUCAACAAGUGGUUCUGAAAUGAAGGCAACACCUAUGGAGGUCAACGUCAUCUCUCACAAAAAGCAACGUCACGCUGUUUGGUUUGGUGGAAGUUUAUUAGCAUCUACUGGCGAAUUCUAUAAUUCUUGUCAUACAAAAGCUGAAUAUGAUGAAUACGGACCUAGCAUAUGUCGUCAUAACAGAGUCUUUGCAAGUCUCUUGUAAAAACAGAGGAGGGAUGGAAAAGUUUAUCAGCUAUUUUUUUUUUUUUUUUUUUUGAAAUUAUAAUAAAAAAGUAAUUCUCCAUGACAUUGAGCUUGUAGUGGCAAUUUUUAAAUUACCUAUGACGCGUGUGUUACGGGGAAUGCUAAAUCAUCAG
Molecule: messenger RNA, 1516 nt
Organism: Mucor mucedo
Lineage: Eukaryota; Fungi; Mucoromycota; Mucoromycetes; Mucorales; Mucoraceae
Product: actin family
Exons: 6
Coding region: 70-1362 (430 amino acids)
Biological process (GO): Arp2/3 complex-mediated actin nucleation
Cellular component (GO): Arp2/3 protein complex; actin cortical patch
Molecular function (GO): actin filament binding
Source: RefSeq, a predicted model, not a curated record